Messenger RNA from Zychaea mexicana, 1987 nucleotides. RefSeq lists its product as uncharacterized. Lineage: Eukaryota; Fungi; Mucoromycota; Mucoromycetes; Mucorales; Lichtheimiaceae. The record is from RefSeq and is a predicted model, not a curated record. The coding region runs from base 154 to 1797 and encodes 547 amino acids. Gene Ontology annotation, molecular function: oxidoreductase activity. The transcript is spliced from 4 exons.
UUGUACGCCUCUGAUCCAAGUCGGUAAUUAAAAAAUCAGGAGGACCUGCGAUUAUAAAAGGCAUCUGGGUAGUCGUACCUGCUUUCCGCUGGUCCUUCCUUCUUCUCGAGACGAGACACAGACACAGACACAAAAACAGAUUAACCAUAAAAUAUGGUUCUUGCCCGGGACGAUAAUGAUGAAAAACAAACACUUGUCAAAGUCGCAGUGAUUGGAUCCGGCUUGGCAGGAUUGACUUCUGCCUAUCUUUUAUCGCACAAUGAGCACUUUGAGCCGCAUGUCUUUGAAAAGGGCGAAAAGCUCGGCAUGGAUGCGGCUUCGAUAUCAGUGGGAUCCAGGGAGGACGACAAGUUCCGGGUAGAUGUACCUAUGCGCUCGUUCAUGUCAGGUUAUUACUCCCACUUGUUUCGACUGUACCAACACUUGGAUAUAUCCUUUAUCCCAGCCAAGUUCAGUUUUGGGUGGUACCGUAUCCAAGCUCCCAACAUAAACGAACCACUCUGCAUUGCGACCGAUCAAGCGACUUACAAGACCCUCAAUCAGUCCCAGUUAAGCUACAGCGGAUCUCGGACAAUCGGAAGCUUAGAAUCGCCCGAAUCUCGGGCAACGACUUUUGGCGAGUAUAUAUACGAUAUUUAUCAGACAUGCUGGAAACUCUACGUUGUGUCCAUAUCCUAUCUCUGGCUUAUGGGAAUGGCGUUAUGGUUACACCAUCGUGGACAUUUACGGGAUCGCGAACACAUUGUGAGUCGCAUGACAUUGGGCGAUUGGUUCCGGCGACAUCAUUUUCACCCUUAUUUCGUGCACGAUAUCUUCGUUCCUCUAUUCGCAGCAGUGUGCACAAACUCAUGGAAGUCCAUGUUGGAUUAUCCGGCAGUCGAUGUUCUUGAGUACAUGGCAAUGGGAUUAUUUCAGGAGUCAUAUGUCGUCUCGGGAGGCGUGCGUAACAUCGUCCAAAAACUAGCAUCGCCUCUACAACACAUCCACCUUCAGACCUGUAUUGUAUCCAUCAAGCCAAGCAGUGUGCCUGGCUAUAAACUUGAACUGCAAGAUGCAUCCGGCAGAAUUUACCAGUUCCAUCACGUUAUCUUUGCAACACAAGGCAAUCAAGCACUCAAAAUUCUUGAACAAUGCCGGUCGCAACUACUAUCUGCUCAAGAAAAGGCCUGUUGUACGGAGGCUGACCAAACGCUGUACAAAGACAUCGGAUUAGCCAGCGACAUUUUGGGUCAGUUCCGGUACGACAAGUCAGUUGUCGUCAAUCACACAGACACUCGGCUGCUUCCAUCCGAUCAAAAGAGCUGGCGAUCCUUGAACUUCGCGUCCUUGGAUAGCUCGGUUCAACUAUCAGAAAAAAAUGACGUGACGAUCCCUUAUCCACACGAUACCACCAUGACAACGCAUAUCUUGACAAUGACACACGACAAUCAUAUCUUGAAAGCAAAGGAUAAUCUGAUAUACAUGCAGACGACCAACCCUUGCGUGUCUCCAUUAGCAGACAAGAUUUUAUCCAAGGCUUGGUUUGAGCGUGCCACGGUUACGUUGACAUCAAAAAAGGCUAUAUUCGAUGGACUGUUUUCUCCUAAAGAUGACCGCAACACAGCAUCAUUGCAGCUAGGCCGGUGUCAAGGAAAUAGUGGGAUCUGGUUUGUCGGCUCAUAUUGCUGGCCUGGCAUUCCGCUCUUGGAAGGGUGUGUCGCAAGUGCUGAAAAGGUUGUAACAGAAGGAAUUGCAGCAGUGGAAGGCGUACCAUUGCAAGUUCCAUGGAAAACUGCAGUCACUUCCAACGAUGCCUGAGUCUCGCACACACACACAUACAUCUGCACCCUAUUUUCACUAGUAAUAAUAUUGAUUUGUUACAACAAUUCUUCCUCCACGCCCGCCUUCCUACAUUAUUUCUUCCUCACUUUGUAUAUUUGUCCCUGUCAACAGUCCGUCCUCAAGAAACUGCAUAUAUAAAAUACAUACCUGAAACAAAACAUUUGUG